ACUACGCGUACUGGUCUUGAUUUCAGAGUCACAUUGUAUAAAAUAGGAUAGCCAUGGAUUCAACGGAAGACAACAGUGAAAAUGAGAAUUCCUCAAACGCAGAACAGGAAGAAUCUUCAUCAGAGGAGGAAACCUACAACGAUUCUGAAGAAAAUGACGAAGAUGGGGACGGCGAAAAUAAUUCGUCACAAGAGGAGUCUGACAAUGAGUUAGGAGAUAAUGAAGAUGGAGAUGUGCCCAAACUAGCAGAGGCGGAGUUUAAAGAAAUACCAUUUGAAGAUUUACUUCAAUUGCAAAGGAGACUGGGAUCCAGAAUGUACAAUGAAGCAAUUUUCGGCACAUCCAGAGAAAGGAAGGUAAAGGGAGGAUCAUCGAAUCCUGCCAAGAAGCUGAAAAGUGGAAAUAAAUCAUCAAGUAGUAGUGAGUCGGACGAUGACAGCGGUCCAGAAGAAGUGACCUCGAAGCGAAAAGUUCCGGCUCUUGGGAUGGCUAAGAACAAACACUUAACGAAAGAAGGGCCCAGAGAUCCCCGCUUCGACUCCAAACAUGGUUAUUUUAGCGGUCGCCAAUUUAGGAAAAAUUAUAGCUUCAUAAACGAGCUGCGACAGAAGGAAUUGAAGAAAUUGAAAAACAGUCUGGAAAAUGCAACCGAUCCCGAGGAGGCCGACAAGAUCAAGUUUGUUAUUCAACGAACGCACAAUCAAAUUCACGAAUAUAAGAAGCAAAAAGCGUUGGACGAAGGAAGGAUGCUUGAAAAACAACAGGCUCGCCAGGCCAUCCAAGAAGGAAAGCGUCCGUUUUACGAACGUAAAAGUACGAAGCAGGCCAAGGCGUUGGUUGACCAGUACGACAAACUUAAAGAGACCGGCAAACUUGCGAAGCAUAUCGAUAAACGAAGAAAGAAGGUUACUGGUAAAGAUAGGAAAAAGUUGGAUUUCUCUACGUAGUGCCUUUGUUUUAUAUUUUGCAAUUGGGUUCAAUAAAUGGCUAUUCUAACCAA
This is a messenger RNA of Anopheles coustani, 1000 nucleotides long. RefSeq names its product ribosomal RNA processing protein 36 homolog. Gene Ontology annotation, biological process: maturation of SSU-rRNA from tricistronic rRNA transcript (SSU-rRNA, 5.8S rRNA, LSU-rRNA). Gene Ontology annotation, cellular component: 90S preribosome; nucleolus. NCBI's taxonomy places the organism in Eukaryota, Metazoa, Arthropoda, Insecta, Diptera, Culicidae. The record is from RefSeq and is a predicted model, not a curated record. The coding region runs from base 54 to 947 and encodes 297 amino acids. The transcript is spliced from 2 exons.